This is a messenger RNA of Acyrthosiphon pisum (pea aphid), 2674 nucleotides long. RefSeq lists its product as uncharacterized. The transcript is spliced from 8 exons. The record is from RefSeq and is a predicted model, not a curated record. Bases 769 to 2517 code for a protein of 582 amino acids. NCBI's taxonomy places the organism in Eukaryota, Metazoa, Arthropoda, Insecta, Hemiptera, Aphididae.
GAAAUCUAUGUCUCGGAUACCAGCUCCUAAUCUGUCGUUCUUAUCACCAUUAGAGUUAUCACCAGUAAUAGAUAAUCAUAAAUAAUGAUAAUAGUAUGAUAAACAGAUAAAAUUGUUUUCACUCGUCAGUCAUCACUCAUUCACAAUAUUCACUUCACUUGGUACUAAUUCUUCAGUUAAUGAAAUGUUACCGUGCGUUUCGUAUCGUCGCUACUCGCUACUGGCUCCGCAUCAGAUAAUACGUAAAUACUAAAUUUAAAAUAACAAUAUUGUUGUACUGGAAGUGUGAUUGUAGUCAUAAAUUGCUUGUAUAAUUUGUUUGCCGACGACAAGACGUGCUCGUACGAACGGUUCGUUGGUCGGUACGCUGUGUCGUCCUACACGGUUCGCCGUUGUCGAGUCGUAUCGAUUGUUUUCCGCCCCCGCAUGAUACUCAUGGAUACGACGAUAUAAUUAUUGUGAUAUUAUUAUAGUAACAACUAACAACCAUCCCGUCUUGUUGCUAAGUUAUAGUACGCUGUUUUCAAACGUAACAUUCUCUCCGACGUCGGUGAUUCUGCCGAGCUUAACAAAAACUGAUGUAAUUAUAUUGUACAUGAUACAACAGCCUACCCACUGCUACCUGCCUGCUCAGGUGUGUGUGCUGCCUACAUACUAUUAUAGACGAGUGGUUCGUUAUUUCGUUGUUGCCAUCCUUCGCGAGAUCCACUUUCCAAAAAUGGACCAAGCACAUUAUGACGAAGACAGUUAUUGAUUAAUUAUACUGAGAUGAAAAAAAUCCAAGGUCGAUUUCGGGCAGUAUCUAGAUCUACACUAUCUACUGCUCAUCUAUUCUGUUUGUAUUCGACACGAUUUCCAAAAGAAAAUGAAAUUAUUGAAUUGUUACCAUGCAUAAUAUGCAAUCGUUCAUUCCGUCCAAGUUUAUUACAACGCCACUCAGCCAUAUGCCAAAAAAAUGCUAAAAAACGUAAGGUACCAUUUGAUUCAUCUAAACAGCGUAGAAAAGGUACUGAUAUGGCAGCAUAUUUACCACAUAUGAAAAAGGCUCAAGAUGCCUAUAUUGGCAUAGAAAAUUCAAAAAAAAACUGGAAAGCUAAGCAUGAAGAGCUUGUUAGAGCUGUGAAAGCAGCACGGGGUGAAAAAGUUGAUGAAAAACUACCGACUAAACCUGUUGACUCUGAAGAAUGUCCACAUUGUGCACGGAAUUUUGGACCUAAAUCGUAUGAUCGACAUGUAGAGUUUUGCAGAGAAAAAGCUCAGAGAAUAUCUACUGCACCAGUGAUAAGUCAAGUAGCUAAAGAACGGCUUGAAGCAAGAACAAAAUACCGUGCUCCUCCACUCAAGUCACAGCGUACAGUUACUAAAGAGAAGUAUUCUCCAAAAAUUAAAAGUUUUACUCGAGAUGUUUCAAGUGUUCCAGUAAAAGCGAUACCACCAUUAAAAACUAUUAAAAAAAGAACCCCGCCAAAUAGAAAUAUUGUAUCUAAUAUCCCACGUCAAAUGUCAACAGUAGUGAAAAAGAAAGACCAAAUAUCAAAAAGUCUCUAUGGGGUUAAAAAUACAAUAUACUUGCCUCAAAAGCCAGAUCUAAAAAAUGAAAUAGUUAUGAAGAAAUCUGAAUCGGCCCAUAUCCUUAGUUCUCAAAAUCACAUAAAACAAGGAGUUAAUAAGAUGGUCAAUAAUUUUGACAAAAAAAAAAUUUCAAAGUCCCAACCACAUUUAGAUAUUUACAACCCUUGUUUGGAUAGCUACGAUCCAUUUAAAUCAGCUGAACAACAAAUGAAAGAACUCGAUCUAGACAUCAACAUAAUUGACAUUGGUCUUAAAAAUCCAUUAAAUAUUACCACAUCUGAUAAUAUAGAGAAUCUUCAAUUGUCUCCAACAUCUGCAUUCGUUAAAUAUUCACCAGUCUCUCCUUUAGUAUCGUCUCCAGAUAAUAUUGAAAACGCAUUUCCCAAUGAAUUUCAGUCUGACACUAAUCUUAACAGUCAUCCUCUACACAAUCUAAGCAAUUUAAGUUUGUGUUCUAUUGUUAGUAUUGAAUCAGCUGAUUUUAAUAAUAAAACUCAUAGUGCUAUAGUACGAGGUACAGAUCAUCCAAAAAGUCCUACAAAACGAAACAUCUCUCAUAAUCAUAAAAAACAUAUAGCUAUUGAAAAUAUGCUUUAUGGUGAUAAUGAAAAAGAUAAAUCAAAUCUCAAUUUUGAUCUGGCAGAACAAGAACUUUUAAAAUCUGUGUCGGAAUUUGAAAACUUGUUGAAAAUAACAGAUGAUGAUGAUAUAGUAUCACCAUCUUUAAAUAGAACCUCUGCCCUUAGUAUGGUCAACGGAAUUAAUUCCAAUAGCAGUGCUGAUUCAGCUUACGGAAGCUUGAACAGAAAAACUGAGCAGGCGACGACAGACAAUUAUCUUACACUGCUAAAAGCUGCUAAAUUUUGUCAUGAAUGUGGAUUCAAAUAUCCAAUUGUUGAUAUUAAAUUUUGUACUGAGUGUGGAAUGCGGCGCAUUGUAUCAUGAUCAAGUUGCUUCAAUUUGAAUAUUUAUGUUUUAUUGAGGGUAUUAAGAAAAUGUGUUGAAUUUGUAGUGUAGAAUAUAUUUUAAUAUUUUUAUACUUAUAUAAUUAUAAAUUAUAAUCAAUAAGCUAACAAAAGUUUUUAAUAAUUAUUAUUAUAUA